Messenger RNA from Fraxinus pennsylvanica, 360 nucleotides. Lineage: Eukaryota; Viridiplantae; Streptophyta; Magnoliopsida; Lamiales; Oleaceae. The record is from the annotation of a GenBank genome assembly.
AUGGCAAUAAUAGUUCUAUGCAAACAAAUAAGUCUUGUCCAUGGCGAUAUAGGCACUGCGACAUCGCAUGAUCCUCCAUACACGCCUACCAAGUGCCACGGCAAUAGACAGGACCAAUUCCCACCAGGAAAUCUGUUUGUUGCAGUGAAUGAAGGAUUGUGGGAUAAUGGGGCCUCAUGUGGCAGGCGUUACAGAUUAAGAUGCUUGAGCGGAAAUAAUAGGCCGUGCAAGGAGGGGUUUAAUAUGCAUCAGCACGUGCAGAGUUCAGCUAUUUAUUGUGAACAUCAGCUACAUAAUAGGAAAAUUUCUAACCUAUACAAUAAAGAUGUCGAGUACUCUAAUUGUAUUGCUCUCCAAUAA